Molecule: messenger RNA, 5467 nt
Organism: Ictalurus punctatus (channel catfish)
Lineage: Eukaryota; Metazoa; Chordata; Actinopteri; Siluriformes; Ictaluridae
Gene: inpp5ja
Product: inositol polyphosphate 5-phosphatase K
Exons: 13
Coding region: 305-2638 (777 amino acids)
Biological process (GO): negative regulation of peptidyl-serine phosphorylation; phosphatidylinositol dephosphorylation
Cellular component (GO): cytoplasm; plasma membrane; ruffle
Molecular function (GO): phosphatidylinositol-4,5-bisphosphate 5-phosphatase activity; phosphatidylinositol-3,4,5-trisphosphate 5-phosphatase activity
Source: RefSeq, a predicted model, not a curated record
GCAUGUUAGUGACGGUUAUCUGUUUUAUUGAUCACGUGACCGAUCUGUCCUCACGCGCGUCCCUCGCUCUGUCUAUAUAUACGCUAAUGUGUUGUGCUAAUUAGGCAAGACGUAAGCUUGACAACUUUGAGGGAGGAAAAAAAAACCCACCCCAAACUAAACAAAAUCCCAAUCUUUUUGUUCGACCUGUUACAACUAUUAAUGGAUGAAUGAAAUUCGUUUGGUGUUUCUGAGUCCCGGCGAAAAUAAAACAACAAUAACUGGCUGAGGCGGUUUAUCGUUUCACCUUGUGAAUAAAAGGUUGAUGGAUCCAGCGCAGCCUGGCCAAAGCUGCUCGUUCCUGAUGCAGUCCACAGGAGCACCGAGGCUUAGCCCAUCUUCAGUUCCCAUCUUGCCCCCUCCGGCUUCAGUCUUAAACCCUCCAGCACUCAGCACUGCCAAGACAUCAGAUACGUCCCUGCAGGAACGUGGAGGCCCAGCGUCCACCUCUUUAGUGUCCGGCUCUGUUAGCAUCAGCCGACCCAGGCCUUCUGCCAAAUCUGGGGUAAAAUCCCCCAGAACCGUGGACCCUCCUGCCAUUUUACCUAUUAUUCCAGCGACAAGAUCUACAUCUCAGUCUCCUACGGAGUCACUACAAGGACGCCGCAGCCCACAGAGCUUGCAAAAUUCCCAACUCAGCCCCAAAGAUGCUCAGCUCAGUCCAAAUGCUCCACUUAGUCCAAUUCACACCCAGCGCAGCCCUAGCACCAAGCCCAACUCAUUAAAUUUCCCUAGUCCUUCUGUACAACCUGGUCGGAGUGCAAAUACACACUCGAGUCUCCUUCCUAAACCAAACCUUAACGCUCAGUCCAUCCCUAUCCCACAAACCAAUCUCCAGAGCCAAACUCCAGAGCCGAUCAUCAUAAGUCCUGGCACUGCAGAAAAAGCUCCUCACAAGAGGCCCUACAAUGAUGAUGGAGAUUUUAGGGUUCACAUCGUCACGUGGAACGUCGGCUCAGCGAUGCCACCUGAUGACAUCAGCAGCCUUUUCAGCCCAGGAGUCAGUGAUGGGAGCACAGACAUGUUUAUCAUUGGGCUACAAGAGGUCAACUCUAUGAUCAAUAAGAGGCUGAAGGAUGCUCUUUUCGUAGACCAGUGGAGUGAGCUGUGCAUGGACACACUCGGCCGCUCCGGUUACGUGCUGGUGGCGUCUCAGAGGAUGCAGGGGGUUUUGCUGCUGGUUUUCUCCAAGUUUUGCCACUUGCCGUUCCUGCGUGGGAUUCAGACCCAAAGCACACGAACCGGCCUCGGCGGCUGCUGGGGAAAUAAGGGUGGAGUAAGUGUGAGGAUGAUGAUGUACGGUCACCCCGUGUGCUUUCUAAACUGCCACCUGCCGGCUCACAUGCGGAACCUGGAGCAGCGCAUCGAGGACUUUGAGAGCAUCCUGCAGCAGCAGCAGUUCGAAGGCGGAGCUGCCGUGGGCGUGCUGGACCACGAUGUCGUGUUCUGGUUCGGUGACCUGAACUUUCGCAUCGAUGACUACGAUAUCCACGUGGUGAAAAGUGCAAUAGAGAACAAUAAACUGUAUGUGCUCUGGGAGAAAGAUCAGCUCAACAUAGCGAAGAAAAGCGAGUCUGUGAUGGAUGACUUUGUGGAAGGCCCUCUGAAUUUCCCACCGACCUACAAGUUUGAUGUGGGAACACACACCUAUGACACAAGCACUAAGAAGAGGAAACCUGCUUGGACAGACCGAAUCCUGUGGCGUCUCCGCAGGACAGGUUCCCCCGUGCCAUCCCACAACUCGGCGCUGCAGCGAGGUCUUACCUCGUGGCUUGGUGGGGCCACACGGGUCACGCAGAGCUUUUACCGCAGUCACAUGGGCUACACCGUUAGCGACCACAAACCUGUCUCUGCCCUUUUCUCUCUGCAUUUUCCCUUUAAGCUGGAUAUACCAUUAGUCGAGCUUGAGGUGGAAAAGGAGUGGACCAAAGUGUCGGAUGCGACGGCUAAGUUUACUAUAGCAUCAGGUUUCCAGAGAAGUUCCUGGGACUGGGUGGGAUUGUACAAGGUGGGAUUCAAACACCACAAGGACUAUGCAGCCUAUGUCUGGGCCAAAUCAGACCAUUCCACUCAGGUGACUUUUCCAGAAGAGGAUUUGCCUAGAGACGCAGGAGAAUACGUGCUGGGGUACUACGGCCACAACAUGAACAGCAUUGUGGGAAUCACAGAGCCGUUCCAGGUUCAGUUACCUGUCUGUUCCCCUCCUGCUCGGCCGUGUCCGUCCCACUCGGACAGUUCGGAUGCGAGCUCAGAGGACGACAGCACUCUGGUCCUGCUGGCUUCCAGCUCGCGUAGUCCGAGUCCCAGGACACGCUCCAAUAAACGCCAGCAGCAUAGUCACCAUCGCAGUCACAGCCCGGCUGUACCCGCUCUUCAGUCCCUCAGUCUGAAACCCAGAGACUCGUCCGUUUCACCCCGCCAGGCCCCGAACACCAAGAAGGAGCGUCUGUUUUCCCCUGAGUCACCCUCACCCUCUCUUAGUCCUCUGAGCCCCGCCAAUGGCAUCACUGUCCCCGAAGCACUCGUUGCCGCCAUCCUGGGGGAACACAGACCACCUCAGGGCCAGAUCCCAGCCAAGAGUGGCGACUCUAACCGAUGACCACACAUCUGCUCUCCAAGACUUGUAGAAUGCUAAUACACGUGUGAGAGUCAUGGUUUUUAGACGUAGCUCGGACCUGUUUCUGUGUCGCCCUACAGUCUGUUUUCUGCACAUUCAUCUCUUCAAAUCGGUGCCGGUUCGAGCCUUGCUAUUGGGUCUCCUUCUGUUAUUACAAUCUGCUGUGCUCUUGAGCUUUUUGAGUGUAGGUAGCUAGCUUGUUAUCUUGCUAAUGUCUGGAGACCACUACCAGACUUUUAUGAUGAGAGCUAACCUGCUAACAUGUCAUAAAGUUUAUUAGCUAGCUUGCUGUUGAGCAUCAAACUCAUCUGCUCUAACUCGUCGCGUACCUCCGAUUGUAGUUUCUCAAACUAGCUAGCUAUUUUGCUAGCUACUUUUCUGAAUACUGAGCUACUGUUAGCGUCCACUCUUCAGACACGAAAGUAAGCUAAACUAAGCAGCAACUAGCAAGACUUAGUGCUUUCAAAUGUUUAGCAACGGCAAACGUCUCUUUGUGGCUGGUGGACAGAUUGCUAGGUCCGUGUUUAUCUUGGCAAAUUGUUUCAGCGAUCCAAGCGUGGCAGUUGUUAUAGAAUAGUUCUAGGCUGUUUAUCUUUAAAUAUGUGCUAACUGUAGUGAUCAACAUACUUUUGUUUGUGUAUCAAAUAUUAACAUGUUCUUCCAUCAGCAUAUGAGAUUUUUUUUUACCCAUGUGAUAAAAAGAGUCGGAGUUCACAUCACCUCCACAUCAGCACAUGUACUGUACGGACUGGUGUAAAUUAGCCGACAGUAGUUUCUACAGAGUUCAUUAGUCUUAGGUAUUCUCUUGAGGUCAUUCUGAAAAAUAGCAUUCUCCUAUAUAUAUCUGCUAAUUUCCAUCAUUUCCUUGUCGGUGAUUAAAAGAGUAAUAACAGCAUCACACUUCCCUAUAGAAACUAUAUACACAGUCAGGUCCAUAAGUAUUUGGACAGUGGCACAAUGCCUCUGUACACCACCACAGUGGAUUUAAAAUCAAGAUGUGAUUGAAGUGUAGACUUUCAGCUUUAAUUCAAGGGCUUUAACAGAAAUAUUUAGGAAUUCCAGCCAUUUUCACAGGCUCGAAAGUAAUCGGACAAACUAUCAAUCAUAAACAUUGGGAAUAUUUUUAAUACUCGGACGCAAAUCCUUUGCAGUCAAUGAACCAAAUGCUGAGGUUCCUCCCGUGAGAUGGUUUGCUUUGCCUUUACUGCGACCACAUUCAGAAGCUGCUUGUUUGUGGGUCUUUCCUUCAGUGUUGUCUUCAGUAAGCGAAAAGCAGCUCAGUUGUGUUGGGAGGUCAUCGUACAUUUAAGUACUAAACUAAACUAAGUCAUUAUUCGGCAUGAGCACCCUUCGCCUUUAAAAAUUCAUCGGUAGCCUCGGGUAAACUUCGUAGAAUUUUCUGAGAAUGUUUGCAGAUACGUUUUUCUUGUUGUCUUCUGAAGACUGUCGCACUUGCUUCUGUUUUUAAUGGAUAGAUAGACUUCAGCAAAACUGUAUACGAUUGAGUGCACUAGCAGGCUUCAGUUACUAUAUUCAUGCAGUCACAUGGUAGGUCUAACGGGCGAGGUCUGGGUAUGUUAUAGCUGACUAAUUUAAUAAUUUAAAGUUGACUCACUGUGACAGUUGUGACAAACAUAUGACGUCAGUUUUUUUUUUCCUCUGACGUGGACUUUUCUGCUAACGUUGUCAUUUUAACAUUGAUUUUGUAAUCAGAAUUGAUGAGAUUCUGUGGGUUUUUUUUGUGCACUGUACAUGAUUUGCCAAGAUACACACAGGCCAUGGCUCCAGUCCAUUUCAGUUUAAACACCAAUUCACACCAGAGGCAUUUCUAAAGUACAUUUUUGCUCGCAGGUGAGACAGCCAAUGCUUGUUUGACACACCUUCUCUCUUUUUUCUUUCUGUCACUCAUAUUGGUGCAUAAAUGAAGCAUGUGCACCACAGAAAUCAACCGAACACACCCGAUCACUUUUUCUAAAUAUUAAUGCUGGGGAUUUAAUUUUAAAUAAUAAUCCACAAAGAUAUCUUGACUGUGCAUCGUGUAGUUUCAUAGCAAAGGGUUUUACUCAUAGAUAACUAAAUCGUUUGUUCAGUGUACCACGGUCUUAUGCGACGUGUUUAGAAAUUUUUCUGCGCAUAUCAUCCAUCUUUUUCUGACACCUGUAGAUUUCGCCGUUCGUUUUCUUGAUAAAAACGCCUGCCGUCCUUCGAGCUAGUAGUGCUGUGGAUAGGACAGGCUAACACUAGCUCUGUAUGGACGAGAAAAAAAAAUCAGACGCUAAUAGUGCUGUGAGCUUUGUUCAUUCUCGCUCAGUAAUCUACUCAUGCCUUGUGAUCAUAUGCAGAAAUUUUGUGAUUUCUUUUCGACCCACCUAAUGCAGGAGAAUCUGAAUCUGAACAUUCACAUCAUGUUGUUGGUGUAGGAGAAGAAAAAAAAAGCCAUAAUCUACAGGAUGUCUAGCCUUAUUGUUCAAUACUGCUACAAAACACAAGGUGCGCUGGUUAAACUGGUUUACCUUCUUUACUAGCACAAGUUCACAUAUUUAUUUCUCAAUUUAGACAAGUAAUAAUGAAGCUGGGAAACAACUGACCAGCUGCAAAUGUGGUAUACCAGUUUGACCGGAUCAGCUUCGGUUUUGGUAGCUGGUCAGAUUACGCUGGAUUUUUCAGCAUGGAGUUCUGUCCAGGUGAACAGGAUCCAGCUUUUAUUGAUGUCUUACAGUAGUAAAGUGAGUGCAGACGUUUGCAUAGAUUUAUAUUGAUGCUCCCUCGUUAUCACAUGUAACAAAAAUAAAUAUAUUUCUUUUAAAAUCA